AUGUCCAGCCUUUUUGAUGUUUCCGGAUGGAAACUCGGAACCGUUCUUUCUCAAGAAUAUGAAGAAACCAACAAGAAUAAAAAACGCAAAUCCGAUUAUGAAACUCAACAAGAAUCGAUUAAUAAAAAGUCGAAAUUAAAUCACGUACAAAAAGGUAAAAUACAAAAGGGUGAAUCCUCAAAAGUGAAAAGUACAAACAAAAGAAAGUCAAAAAAGAAACCUUUUAUCGAAGAUCAGACAUCAACAACCGGCACAUAUCCUUCUCUUGCCACACGAUCUGAAAAAAAACUCUAUAAAAUACACGAGAAAAAUCAAUCUAUAGAUGGCAAAGAUAAUAAAUUCGAAGUUAAUAUAAUUCCAAAGCAAAAACCAAGCGAAAAAAAAUUAACCCACCGCCAAAAGUUAAAAAAAAAUAUUUCAGAAGGAAGGUUUCGUUGGAUCAAUGAACAACUUUAUACUUCCACUAGUUCUUCGGCUUUCAAAUUAUUCCAUGAAAAUUCACAAAUGUUUGAAGAGUAUCACAAGGGAUUUCGUUCAGCCGUUGAAUCAUGGCCCACCAAUCCAGUCGAUAUAUUUAUAGAUUACCUGAAAAAAAAACGAAAAGAUAGUAUUGUGGCUGAUUUGGGUUGUGGUGAAGGCAAGAUUGCAAAGGAAGCCCCAAAUUAUGUACUUUCUUUUGAUUUAGUAGCUAAAAAUGAAAUGAUCAUUUCAUGUGAUAUAGCAAAGCUACCAAUACCUAGUUCUUUUUUUGAUAUAGCUAUAUUUUGUUUGUCUCUGAUGGGUACCAACUAUCUCGAAUUUUUAAAAGAGGCGUAUCGUGUCCUAAAACCACAGGGGGAGUUGAAAAUAGCAGAAGUGGCUAGUAGAUUCUCUAAUGUCGAUGUUUUUAUCGAAGUGCUUGCCGAGAUUGGAUUUAACUUCGUGAAAAAGGAUGAUACAAAUAAAAUGUUUAUUAUGCUUGAUUUCAUAAAGGUUCAACCUCAAAAGCAGAAAAAAUCUCGGUUGAUUAAUGUUUCCGACUUGUUAAGACCUUGCACCUAUAAGAAACGCUAA
Messenger RNA from Acaulospora morrowiae, 1053 nucleotides. NCBI's taxonomy places the organism in Eukaryota, Fungi, Glomeromycota, Glomeromycetes, Diversisporales, Acaulosporaceae. The record is from the annotation of a GenBank genome assembly.